UCGAUCUCCGUGAGUUGCGGAGCGAAUUAAGCAGUAAUUUUUUGUUGGUGAUUGAGAACGGACACCGUUGAAAUCCGACGCACAGUUACUGCUUCCCAGAUGUGGAAUGCGCUGAGAUUCGCCUUUUAGGCCUACAUAGUCGGAUUUUUGUAUGUUUCUGGGUGGGUGACAUCUGGCCGGUUAAGAAAAUUGCUGGAAAUCGCUGAAAAGCGAGACUGCCAAGUUCGAAUCCCGAAAGUUCCCCAACCUCCCGAUUGGCGGAUCAAAAGUAAAAACCAUAAAACCUAGUUUAAGCUUGAUUUCUCGAUAAUGGCGUUAUUUGUUGGCUCAUCGAUUUGCAGACUGCGCUCGGAUCCCCCUUCUGUCUACGCUAAUUUUAUUCGCCCUAGGGAUGGAAUCGGAAUCGGAAUUGGAACUGGAUUUAAGUUUGGAAUCCCCUCAUUUUCUCAAUCCCUAAAUGUUAAUUCAGGGAGAUUCAAUGCAUCCUGCAGAACGCCGUUGAGGAAUUCGUGUCGGGCCAUGUGCUCCGGCUCCUUCGGGUCACGAUUGGAGGAGAGCGUGAAGAGGACUGUUGGUGAAAAUCCAGUUGUGGUUUAUUCAAAAACUUGGUGUUCGUACUCUUUGGAGGUGAAGUCUCUGUUCAACAGGCUUGGCGUGGAGCCACUUGUUAUUGAAUUGGACCAAUUGGGUCCUCAAGGACCGCAGCUGCAGAAAACUUUGGAAAGGCUUACCGGACAGCAUACAGUUCCUAAUGUGUUUGUAGGAGGCAAGCAUAUCGGGGGUUGUACAGAUACUGUAAGGCUACACAGGAAAGGUGAACUCAAGCCUUUGCUAACGGAAGCCUGCGCAAAGAAGUCCGAGAGUUAGCUAGCCGGCGACAAGUUGGGGUCCCAUCUAAUUAACGCUUGUGCUGGUUGCCCUGCCCGAGUAGGUAAAUUGGCUACGGAUUGAAGUAUAAGGAUAAGGAUGAAUUAUGUCGCCCAUUUGGCUUCUUGAGAAUCUUGACUCGGCAUGUGAAGUUCUAUUCCUGUUCCUGUUCCCACCCUUCGUAUGCACCCCAUUUUGCAUAGACAGGAGUUUCUUGUAAAUUAUUUGUUUAGGGGAAUAAUUUUUUGACAAGAACAUCUCAAAUAAAAUAAAAAAACAAACUUAUGACCUUA
Molecule: messenger RNA, 1160 nt
Organism: Andrographis paniculata
Lineage: Eukaryota; Viridiplantae; Streptophyta; Magnoliopsida; Lamiales; Acanthaceae
Product: glutaredoxin-C5, chloroplastic-like
Exons: 5
Coding region: 310-867 (185 amino acids)
Biological process (GO): cellular response to oxidative stress
Cellular component (GO): cytoplasm
Molecular function (GO): glutathione disulfide oxidoreductase activity
Source: RefSeq, a predicted model, not a curated record